Molecule: messenger RNA, 1288 nt
Organism: Oncorhynchus kisutch (coho salmon)
Lineage: Eukaryota; Metazoa; Chordata; Actinopteri; Salmoniformes; Salmonidae
Product: protein PELPK1-like
Exons: 3
Coding region: 317-910 (197 amino acids)
Source: RefSeq, a predicted model, not a curated record
UUCCUUUAUGAGGUGCAACCAAAACAGCUGUUAGACAUUGCAACAGGGAUAUUCUGGCAGGGUGUCUGUCUAGCAUUAGUUCUGAAUACGGUUGUGGUUUUGAUAACUAAUAUGGCUUUUGGACUCUCUUUGAGUGUUUCUUGGAUUUGUUGCCUGCUAAUUGGAGGGAUAACGUGCUUUACCCUUCAAGGUGACGCUUAUGGGCAUCCUGCCUGCACUGGACCUGAACCAACUGGAUCCCAAGCAAGUGUGGUGUCUGGUCCAAAUGCUAAAGCUACUGGCUACAAUAGCCUGGCAAGUGUGACGCAGGGUCCAAAUGCCGCAACUGCCAACCAUGCCUCUGCAGAAGCGGCCGUCGGCCCCCGCGCCUCAGCUGAAGCAACUGCCAGCCAUACCUCUGCAGAAGCGGCCGUCGGCCCCCGCGCCUCAGCUGAAGCAACUGCCAGCCAUACCUCUGCAGAAGCGGCCACAGGCCCCCGCGCCUCAGCUGAAGCAACUGCCAGCCAUACCUCUGCAGAAGCGGCCACAGGCCCCCGCGCCUCAGCUGAAGCAACUGCCAGCCAUACCUCUGCAGAAGCGGCUGGCCCCCGCGCCUCUGCUGAAGCAACUGCCAAACAUACCUCUGCAGAAGCGGCCGUCGAACCCCGCGCCUCAGCUCAAGCAACUGCCAGCCAUACCUCUGCACAAGCGGCUGGCCCCCGCGCCUCAGCUGAAGCAACUGCCAGCCAUACCUCUGCAGAAGCGGCCACAGGCCCCCGCGCCUCAGCUGAAGCAACUGCCAGCCAUACCUCUGCAGAAGCGGCUGGCCCCCGCGCCUCAGCUGAAGCAACUGCCAGCCAUACCUCUGCACAAGCGGCCGCAGGCCCCCGCGCAUCUGCUGAAGCAACUGCCAGCCAUACCUCUGCAGUAGCGGCCGCCGGCCCCCGCGCCUCUGCUGAAGCAACUGCCAAACAUACCUCUGCAGAAGCGGCCGGCCUUGCACAGACGGCCCGACCCCUCAACAAGCUAGAUAGGGAGAUCAUAAUUUGGUUUGCCCAACUCCUUAAUCGUCUUUCUCCUGUUACUGUGCCUCCAUUUGAAGAAAAGGGCAAAGGUAAUUGAGGUGAGGAAUUAUGCAAACUAAUGCGCUUGUUUGAAAUGAGGAACUCCUUCACCAUACGACAAAAAUGUACCUCUGAUUUGGCCACUAUUGCUGACACUUAGGUUGUACGGUUAUGAUUUUGAUUUGGCCUGGUGUUCCUGCUACUCUUACAUGAUUUGUUCAAUAAACAAUUUAACUUCCAAAAUG